CAAUCAAAAAAAAAAAAAGAACAGGGAUUUGUGUGUAAUAUAUGUCAUGAAAUGACAAUGACAGAUCAUGAAGAAUUUUUUGCUUACACUCGAUUUUGGCCGGAACAAUAUAAGCUUCUACUAAAGCUAGUAACUCCAUAUUUAAAAAAGUAUAGUUUUCGUAAACCUUUGUCACCCAAUGUACGGCUAGCCAUUACCUUGAAGUAUCUUGCCCAAUGCGAUACUUUGCGCAGUAAACAUUUGGAAUAUCGUUGUGGAAAAUCAACAGUGCACAAAAUUAUACCAGAAGUUUGCAAUGCCAUAUGGCUUGCUCUUCAACCGAUUGUUUUACCCACAUUAAAUAGUGAAAAUUGGAAGGAAAUAAGCAAAAACUUUUUUCUUAAAUGGCAAUUCCCAAAUUGCAUUGGGGCACUUGAUGGUCGCCAUAUGGAAAUAGAAGCACCACCAUGUUCAGGAUCUGAAUUCUAUAAUUAUAAAGGAUAUUUUAGCAUCGUUCUCAUGGCGAUGUGUGAUGCCAAUUACAAGUUUACAUGGGUUGAUAUUGGCCAACAUGGUAAAUAUUUUUUAUUCAAUAUAAACCAUCAUUAUCUACUACGCAUUGAGAAGUGGUUAAGCGAUGGUGGUGUAUGGAGUAGGACAGAUUUGGCAGUUGAUUUAGAAAAUAGUACGGCAAGCUUACCAGAACCUACACCUUUACCAAACAGAGAUGUUCCGUUCCCUUAUUUUACUGUGGCUGAUGAAGCAUUUCCUCUGAAACCAUAUUUGAUGCGUCCUUUUCCAAGAAAAGUAGACAGGAUGACAAACGAAGAGCGAAUAUUUAAUUAUCGAUUAGGGCGAGCAAGAUUAUGUAUAGAGAAUGCGUUUGGAAUUCUUAGCUCUCGAUGGAGAAUCCUACAUAGAAAAAUGUGUUGCUCAGUACAAAAUGCAGAAAAGAUUUGUAAAGCACUUGUUUGUUUACACAAUUUUGCAAUGAGUAGUAAUGAUAGCAAUGGCCAAUAUUGUCAGCCUGACUGGUGUGAUGUGGAGAAUGAUGAAGGAAUAAUAAUAGAAGACCGAUGGCGUACUAUAGGAGCUGGUCAAUACUUUAAAGAACUGUCACGAAUAGGAGCUAACAGAGCUGGUGCUAUUUCUUUAGGUUUAAGAAAUUAUUUAAAAGAUUAUUUUAUGUCGCCUAUUGGUAAUGCUCAAGCACCUUGGCAAUUUAAAAGAGCAUUAAGAGGAUAUAACAUCAAUCUACCUGAUGACGCAUUUGUUCGAUUAUUUUCUGGAGAUGUCACAAUAUUUACAGAUAAAGACAAUGGAUCUUCAGCAUAUGCAUAUGUCUCAAUGACAUCUGAAUGCUUAUUAACAUAAUCUAAAAUACCAAUAAUAAGAUAUUAGAACAUCAAA
This is a messenger RNA of Harpegnathos saltator (Jerdon's jumping ant), 1389 nucleotides long. Its product is annotated as protein ALP1-like. The transcript has 4 exons. The coding region runs from base 52 to 1353 and encodes 433 amino acids. The record is from RefSeq and is a predicted model, not a curated record. Lineage: Eukaryota; Metazoa; Arthropoda; Insecta; Hymenoptera; Formicidae.